Molecule: messenger RNA, 1219 nt
Organism: Cucurbitaria berberidis CBS 394.84
Lineage: Eukaryota; Fungi; Ascomycota; Dothideomycetes; Pleosporales; Cucurbitariaceae
Product: PQ loop repeat protein
Exons: 4
Coding region: 148-1032 (294 amino acids)
Source: RefSeq, a predicted model, not a curated record
UGUACCGGUUUUUGUGGGGCGGGAACUAGGGAAAAUCUGGAGACGCUAUAAUUCGCCACCUUUCACACCUCAGUUUGUAUAUUUUCCCUCUUCAGUACUGAGUUACAUUUCCACUUCGCUGUACUCAUUGCGCUCAACUAAACCACGAUGGCGCCGCAAACCUCAAUACCAGUAGCGGCCACGGUCCUCGGCACCAUCGGAACAGUAUGUUGGUGCGUACAAUUGGCACCUCAAAUCUGGCGAAACUAUCGAACCAAGAGCACCGAAGGAUUGCCAGCUUCCAUGAUGCUGCUCUGGUCAAUUUCUGGGGUCCCCUUCGGCAUUUACGCCAUCUCGCAGCAGUUCAACAUCCCUCUCAUAGUGCAGCCACAGUGCUUUUGUGUGCUUUGUGCGGUGAGUUGGGCGCAGUGCUUGGUGUAUGGCCGUAAAUGGCGGACUUGGACGGCAACUUUACUCCUGGUUACUCUCCUGGUGAUCUUCGCCGGGUUAGAAGCAGGCCUCAUCUUCGCAAUUCGACCAGCGUACUCGCGAGGCAUUGAGUGGCCAGUCCUGCUCAUCGGCAUCGUCGCUUUCGUCACUCUAAUCUCUGGCUACUUUCCGAUUCCCUUUGAGCUCCUCAAGCGUCGUGGACGCGUUGUCGGUAUAGAUUUUGUUUUCCUCACUAUCGAUUGGUGUGGCGCAUUUUUCUCUUUGAUGGCGCUCGUUGCGCAGAACGAAUUCGACGUUCUCUUCGGCACCAUGUACGCGCUUUGCUGCGUCAUCGAGAUGAGCAUGGUUGCCUCACACCUCGUAUGGUUAUGGCGAACCCGAGGAAUCCGGAAACGAGCAAAAGAAGCAAGCAAAACGUUUGAUGAGUCCGAAGAAGGCAUUGAGUGGCAAGCAAAGGGUGUCGAUCUCGAGGCGAAGUUCCUCAAAUUAUUUCCGAAGACGAAGUCACCCGAGGAAGGCUUUCAUGCCGAUAGCGAUAGCAUAGCUACCCUCGUCGUGCCCGAGCACGUAACGUCGAAAACUGUGCCAAACGCAGUAGUUUGAGAUUGAAAGUCAUAGUCAGAAACCUUAAGGGCAUACUACCUAGCGCCCCUAUUGCCGGCUUUGGAAUGACGACUUUUCCUUGCAAGCGAAUAAAGUUUGUUGCAGACGCUCUGGUCUCGAUGCCAGCAGAAAGGUGUGACGUGAUCUUAACACUCACUACGACAAUGAAUGCGAAAGCUGGUAGAAG